Messenger RNA from Phycodurus eques (leafy seadragon), 1379 nucleotides. RefSeq names its product neuropeptide Y receptor Y4 (gene npy4r). The coding region runs from base 105 to 1379 and encodes 424 amino acids. The record is from RefSeq and is a predicted model, not a curated record. Gene Ontology annotation, biological process: G protein-coupled receptor signaling pathway. Lineage: Eukaryota; Metazoa; Chordata; Actinopteri; Syngnathiformes; Syngnathidae. The transcript is spliced from 2 exons. Gene Ontology annotation, cellular component: neuron projection; plasma membrane. Gene Ontology annotation, molecular function: neuropeptide Y receptor activity; neuropeptide binding.
GAACCACACUGGUGCCAGUUUCAAUUAAAAUAUGCCGAUAACCUGCUAAGGGUUGAGAUGGAUGGCUUCAUCCUGGGGGUUGGUGACCCUUAAGUGCUGGUGAGAUGUCCUUCAGUGGCGACUCAAGCCAGCCCCCCCCUUCCGCGCCCUCCCUCAACCACACGUCCUCUUCACGACCGCCUCCAUGGGAGGCUGGUCGCUCAAAUGAUUCUCUGCUCUCAGACCUGUCAGGUCUCAGCCAUGAAGAACAAUGUCACACGUCUCCAAUCCUGACGGCGUUUCUGGUGGCGUGGUACACCAUCACAAUGGUGCUGGGCCUGGUGGGCAAUGUCGGCCUUAUUUGCAUAAUUACUCGACGCCGGGAGAAAGCCAACGUCACCAGCAUUUUCAUCUGUAAUCUAUCAUUCUCUGACAUUUUGGUGUGUGUCUUCUGCCUCCCUUUCACACUCAUAUACACGCUCAUGGACCACUGGGUGUUUGGGUCACUGCUCUGCCGCCUGGUCCCCUUCAUUCAAUGUAUGUCUGUGACCGUCUCUGUCCUCUCUCUGGUUUUUAUCGCUCUGGAGAGACACCAGCUCAUCAUUAACCCGGCUGGUUGGAAACCCAGUAUUCCACAGGCCUACACAGCCGUCGUCAUCAUCUGGAUUCUGGCCUGCUUCACGUCUUCACCUUUCCUGGCCUUUCAGCUGCUCACGAGCGAGCCCUAUGCCAACAUGACCCUGCCCCAGCCUGCUCCUUAUCACGAAACGUCACCCCCACAUCACUUCUCGCUUGCUAACUCGUCCGCGCUUCAAAAUCCACUGCAUUUUCACAACCUUUACGCGUCCUUGCACAUGGAGGCCUGUCUGGAGCACUGGCCCUCCCAGCAUCACCGGCUGACCUACACCACAUGGCUGCUGCUUUUCCAGUACUGCGGCCCUUUGAUUCUCGUCCUGCUGUGUUACAUCCGAGUGUUCGUACGUCUGCGUCACCGCAAAGACAUGCUGGACCGCGCCAGGACGCCGGAGAGCAAGCGCAUGACCCACAGCCGUCGCAUCAACAUCAUGCUGGUGGCCCUGAUCACGGCCUUCGCCCUUUGCUGGCUGCCGCUCACCAUCUUCAACGCUGUGUCCGACUGGAACCAGGAGGCGCUUCCCGUGUGCUACCACAACCUGCUCUUCUCCCUCUGCCACCUCCUGGCGAUGUCGUCCACCUGCAUCAACCCCAUCAUCUACGGCUUUCUCAAUUCCAACUUCAGGCAGGAGGUGAGGGAGGUGCUCCAGUACUGCUGCUCCCGCCCUCUGGAGGAGGAGUGUGAGCGCUUCCCCAUAUCCACCGUGCACAUGGACGUGUCUCGUACCUCGGUGCCGCUCGCCUGCAGGAAUAACUCUGCUUCAUAG